Molecule: messenger RNA, 673 nt
Organism: Botrytis cinerea B05.10
Lineage: Eukaryota; Fungi; Ascomycota; Leotiomycetes; Helotiales; Sclerotiniaceae
Exons: 6
Coding region: 22-486 (154 amino acids)
Biological process (GO): RNA splicing
Cellular component (GO): exon-exon junction complex; nucleus
Source: RefSeq, a predicted model, not a curated record
GAAGUAAAAGUCUCCGUCAUUAUGUCUACCCUCAACGAACCCUUUUAUAUUCGCUACUAUUCUGGUCACCAAGGUCGGCAUGGACACGAAUUUCUCGAAUUCGACUUUCGAGUCCUAGGAGACGGGAGAAGCGCAUCCGCACGUUAUGCCAACAAUUCCAAUUAUCGAAACGAUUCCUUGAUUCGCAAAGAAAUGAACAUUAGCUCCUUGCUGGUUGAGGAAAUCAAGAGGAUUAUCAAAACUAGUGAGAUCAUGAAGGAGGAUGAUAGCAAAUGGCCUCAGAAGAACAAAGAUGGGCGUCAAGAAUUGGAAAUCAAGAUAGGCAGCGAGGUUAUCUCCUUUGAGACUGCCAAAAUCGGAUCUCUCGUUGAUGUCACAGAAUCUCAAGACCCUGAAGGCCUUCGGGUAUUCUACUAUCUUGUACAGGAUCUCAAAGCACUGGUAUUCUCAUUGAUAGCAUUGCACUUCAAGAUCAAGCCUAUUUAAAGAUUUGAUUCUGGAAAAAAUCCAGGGGAUGAAGGAGUUAGGCGUUGAGUUAUUUGCAAGACAAAUGGAUACCAAUAGAGGAAAAGCCACUUAUUUGUCUACACUGCUAAUGAUACAAAAAUCGACUCAGUCUUGGUCAAACUCUCAAAUAUCAUGAUAUGACAGUGCUGUUGUGCCUGAUUAGUCA